GAAUUCGAGAAUCCAUCUUUCUUUUAGGCGUGGCGUCGGUCUACAACGGACGUGGUGUGCUAUUCAUUCAAUUUGAUUCUUUCACUUUAAAUUUUCUCACAACGCUAAGAGCCUAAAAGUUAGUGCAUUUUCGGUUUGUUAGUUUUAACUUUUUAAAGAUUAACGCGGUAGAAAUGAGGCCGCAACAGAAUGGCGAUGAUGGGUUUGAUGAGCCCGAGGUCCAUCGUAAAAUUUUUAUCGGUGGAUUGAAUUAUCGUACAUCCGAUGAAUCUCUUAAAGCACAUUUUGAAAAAUGGGGCGAAAUUGUGGAUGUUGUUGUAAUGAAAGAUCCCAAAACAAAAAGAUCGCGGGGUUUCGGCUUCAUUACCUAUUCGAAGGCGCACAUGGUAGAUGACGCUCAAAAUAAUAGACCGCAUCGUAUCGAUGGCCGUAUUGUUGAAACUAAACGAGCGGUAGCCAGACAAGAUAUUAAAAACCCUGAAGCUGGAGCUACAGUUAAGAAAUUAUUUAUUGGUGGCAUUAAAGAUGACCAUGAUGAAGAACAACUGAGAGAGUACUUCUCGAACUAUGGAAAUGUUCAAAAUGUUAGCAUUGUUACUGAUAAAGGAACUGGAAAGAAGCGUGGCUUCGGAUUCGUUGAAUUCGAUGAUUAUGACCCAGUUGACAAAAUUUGCCUAAACGCACCUCAUAAAAUUAAUGGCAAACAAUUGGAUGUUAAAAAAGCUUUACCUAAAGAUGGAUCAGACCAAAGAGGAGGUAGACAAGGCCCAGGAAGGAAUGAUAAUUGGGGCAAUGGUGGAGGUUAUGGAAACAAUCAGGGUGGAUGGAAUAAUUCCAAUCCUUGGGAUAACAAUCAAGGUGGUUGGGGUGGUAAUCAAGGAGGUGGAUAUGGGGGUGGAAACCAAAGAGGAGGUGGAGGUGGAGGAGGCUGGGGCGGUGGUAACCAAGACUUUGGCAGUUAUAAUCAACAGGGCUAUAGUGGGGGCCCUACUCGUAAUCAGCAAUAUAGCAACAACCGCUCAGCUCCUUACAAUGUUAACCAAGGAGGCGGCGGUGGUGGUGGUGGCGGUGGCUAUGGCGGUGGUAACUAUGGCGGUGGUCAGGGAAGAGGAGGCAGAUUCUAAAACACGUUUCGUGCUAAGUACACUAGUAGUGCAGAGUAUAUCGUGCUAGUGUAGGCAGUACGCUCCGGAGCACUAGUUACUCAACUCUGGUCUACAUGCGAGACCACCUAGGAGAAGCCGUCAGGAUACCCAUAGAUAUAAUAAUAAUUAUUAUUAUUGGACCUCUUCUCUUUAUGAUGUCUCUUAGAAAGUAUAAAUAGAAUAUUUUUAAUAUGUACUGAUAUGUAAGUUGAUCUAUUUAUUGUAGUACUUUAGGUACUUACGUGACAUACUUGUAAGGAUAAUUAUUAUAGUUUGUGGACUCGAAAGUAGUUACUUUUAUACGGAUAUGUAAGUACAAUAUAGGAUAAUCUUGUAAAAGCAUCUGAAUCUAGAAAGCUAGGAAAUUCAGAAAUAAGGUGACAUUAGAUUUUUAAUAGAUCAUGACUUUUUAUUUUGCUGACCUUUAUUCAGUAUUAAGUUUCAAAUAGUUGUGAAACAAUAGGUGUAUAGUGGAUGUUUAGGUUAAUUAUUGUAAUAAAAUUCUGAUACAAAACCA
Messenger RNA from Vanessa atalanta (red admiral), 1662 nucleotides. RefSeq names its product heterogeneous nuclear ribonucleoprotein 87F-like. NCBI's taxonomy places the organism in Eukaryota, Metazoa, Arthropoda, Insecta, Lepidoptera, Nymphalidae. Bases 174 to 1124 code for a protein of 316 amino acids. The record is from RefSeq and is a predicted model, not a curated record. The transcript has 6 exons. Gene Ontology annotation, molecular function: RNA binding.